AUUCUUUCAUUCUCAUCCUCGGCCUCCUACGGACGCGCCCAAAGCAAUCUCUUCUCAUUCUCUUAUUCGCCUUGCCGCCGCACGCUGCUUCUUCCUCCUCCGCGUCAUCGUCGCCUCCCACCCUCCCUCCUCCUCCAUCGCUAGGUCGUUUUUUUCAGGAGAUCUGCUGCUUUGUGUCCUUCCCUAUAGCAAUCAGUAACGCCCCAACGCUCCUGCCCAAGUUCCUCUUCCAGCCGUCGACAAGAGAGAAGAGGUUGAUUGGGCCAGCGAGGCAAUGGCGACGAAGGCUUUGAGCUUUGUUGUUUGUGACUUCACAGGCCGCUUUGAUGCAAAGUUCUCACCCUUUCGACCAAAACUUAUAGCUCCCACGCUCAGAUGCUCUGUCCAUUUCUCCUCUGAUGCUGCUGCCACUAGUAAGGAACAAAGGCCUUGGAAAAAUUCAGAUGCAAGACUAGUGCUAGAGGAUGGUUCAAUCUGGAAAGCCAAGUCAUUCGGUGCUUCAGGAACCCAAGUUGGUGAAGUCGUAUUCAAUACAUCAUUGACUGGGUAUCAAGAAAUUCUGACAGAUCCUAGUUAUGCUGGCCAGUUUGUGCUGAUGACAAAUCCACAUAUUGGCAAUACUGGCAUAAAUUUUGACGAUGAAGAAUCAAGAGAGUGCUUCCUUGCUGGUCUAGUAAUCAGAAGUUUGAGUAUCAGUACUUCAAACUGGAGAUGUGUAGAACCACUUGGUGAUUAUUUAGCAAAAAGGAAUAUCAUGGGAAUUUAUGAUGUUGAUACACGUGCAAUCACACGUAGACUGAGGGAAGAUGGAAGUCUUAUCGGUGUCUUGAGCACUGACAAUUCUAAAACAGAUGAUGAUCUACUUCAAAUGUCCCGUUCAUGGGAUAUUGUUGGUAUUGAUCUAAUAAGUGGAGUAUCAUGCAAAACUCCCUAUGAAUGGGUUGACCAAACAGCUCAUGAAUGGGAUUUUAGCUCCAAUGGAAGUCCUAGGGAGACCUUCCAUGUUGUUGCAUAUGAUUUUGGGAUCAAGCUUAAUAUUCUCCGGCGCCUAGCAUCUUAUGGCUGUAAAAUCACUGUGGUACCAUCCACGUGGCCUGCAUCAGAAACUUUGAAGUUGAAACCAGAUGGAGUUCUUUUCAGCAAUGGUCCCGGUGAUCCCUCUGCUGUUCCUUAUGCCGUUGAAACCGUGAAGAGCAUUCUAGGAAAGGUGCCUGUAUUUGGAAUUUGUAUGGGCCAUCAGUUAUUAGGUCAGGCAUUGGGAGGAAAAACCUUUAAGAUGAAAUUUGGUCACCAUGGAGGAAAUCAUCCAGUUCGUAACCUUCUAACUGGCCAUGUUGAAAUCAGUGCUCAGAACCACAACUAUGCAGUUGACCCUUCGCCUUUGCCAGAAGGAGUGAAGGUUACUCAUAUCAACCUUAAUGAUGGAAGUUGUGCUGGCCUUUCAUUCCCUGCUCUGAAUAUCAUGUCUCUUCAAUACCACCCUGAAGCAUCUCCUGGACCUCAUGAUUCAGAUUACGCUUUUAGGCAGUUUGUGGAACUAAUGAAGAAGGAAAGAAACAAGAAGCCGGAGGCAAAUCUACAGCAUCUGUCAACAGUGCAGGCUGUGGAUGCUUAGUGCAUGAAGUGAGCUGCUACCCUAUGAGGAUGAAACUUUAGGUGUUAGUCUGAAUGAUUUUGUGGAUGAAUUUAUCCAUCGAUGUUCUGCUAAGGUCAAUUUAGGUUUAUUGUCCUCCAUUUAUAUACCUAGUGCAAGAUUGGCUGAGAUUGUUGUAUCUUAAUCAAAUGAGGAAUUCGUGUACUUUUUGUUUGGGAUUUUUCAAUCUAGCUGCUUCAUAAUAAUCAUAAGAUAUAUCAAUGUUUCAA
Molecule: messenger RNA, 1863 nt
Organism: Prosopis cineraria
Lineage: Eukaryota; Viridiplantae; Streptophyta; Magnoliopsida; Fabales; Fabaceae
Product: carbamoyl-phosphate synthase small chain, chloroplastic
Exons: 10
Coding region: 275-1615 (446 amino acids)
Biological process (GO): L-glutamine metabolic process; 'de novo' pyrimidine nucleobase biosynthetic process; L-arginine biosynthetic process
Cellular component (GO): cytoplasm; carbamoyl-phosphate synthase complex
Molecular function (GO): carbamoyl-phosphate synthase (glutamine-hydrolyzing) activity
Source: RefSeq, a predicted model, not a curated record